Molecule: messenger RNA, 1210 nt
Organism: Suncus etruscus (white-toothed pygmy shrew)
Lineage: Eukaryota; Metazoa; Chordata; Mammalia; Eulipotyphla; Soricidae
Gene: TRHR
Product: thyrotropin releasing hormone receptor
Exons: 2
Coding region: 1-1197 (398 amino acids)
Biological process (GO): phospholipase C-activating G protein-coupled receptor signaling pathway
Cellular component (GO): membrane
Molecular function (GO): thyrotropin-releasing hormone receptor activity
Source: RefSeq, a predicted model, not a curated record
AUGGAAAAUGAGACAGUGAGUGAACUGAACCAAACACAGCUUCAGCCACGAGCUGAAGUGGUCUUAGAAUACCAAGUGGUCACCAUCUUACUUGUACUCGUUAUUUGUGGUCUAGGCAUUGUGGGCAACAUCAUGGUAGUCCUGGUGGUCAUGAGAACCAAGCACAUGAGGACUCCCACAAACUGCUACCUGGUGAGUCUGGCCGUAGCUGAUCUCAUGGUCCUGGUGGCUGCUGGCCUGCCCAACAUCACAGACAGUAUCUAUGGUUCCUGGGUCUACGGUUAUAUUGGGUGCCUUUGCAUUACUUAUCUCCAAUAUCUGGGCAUCAAUGCAUCUUCAUGUUCAAUCACAGCUUUUACUGUUGAGAGGUACAUUGCAAUCUGUCAUCCCAUCAAAGCCCAGUUUCUCUGCACAUUUUCCCGAGCCAAAAAGAUCAUCAUCUUUGUGUGGGCUUUCACAUCUAUUUACUGUAUGCUCUGGUUCUUCCUGCUGGAUCUCAAUAUUCACACAUAUAAAGAUGCGAUUGUGGUAUCAUGCGGUUACAAGAUCUCCAGAAACUACUACUCACCUAUUUACUUGAUGGACUUUGGUAUCUUUUAUGUUGUGCCCAUGAUCCUGGCCACUGUGCUCUAUGGGUUCAUAGCUAGGAUCCUCUUCUUAAAUCCUAUUCCAUCGGAUCCUAAAGAAAACUCUAAGAUUUGGAAAAAUGACUCAACCCAUCAGAACAAGAACUUGAAUUCCAAGUCCUCUAACAGAUGUUUCAACAGCACAGUAUCAUCAAGGAAGCAGGUCACCAAGAUGCUGGCAGUGGUGGUAAUUCUGUUCGCCCUUCUAUGGAUGCCCUACAGGACUCUAGUGGUUGUCAACUCCUUUCUCUCCAGUCCUUUUCAAGAAAAUUGGUUCUUGCUCUUUUGCAGAAUUUGCAUUUAUCUCAACAGUGCCAUCAACCCGGUGAUUUACAACCUCAUGUCCCAGAAAUUCCGUGCCGCCUUCAGAAAGCUCUGUCACUGCAAGCAGAAGCCAAUGGAGAAGCCCGCUAACCACAGUGUGGCUCUCAAUUACAGCGCCAACAAAGAGUCGGAUCAUUUCAGCACUGAGCUUGAGGACAUCACUGUCACAGACACUUACUUGUCGGCCACGAAGGUGUCUUUUGAUGACACUUGCUUGGCUUCCGAAGUAACCUUUAGCCAAAGUUGAUUCACAACUUGGA